AUGAAAGAAAUAUUGAUAUCCGAGCGAUGCACAUCUUGUGGAAUGAGAAUAUUCCACAUGGGCAGAUGCAAUGACUGCAGGAUAUGUACGACGUGUGGGCAGCAGAUGCCUCAGGAUGGAAAAUGCCAAGAGUGUGCAAAGUUAAGAUGUGAAGAAUGGCGUGAUAACGUCGAUCAGAGUCCGAUCUCACAAGGCACUCCUACCCGUCUCGAUUCGCACCCGUCCCAACCAGAUUCGAUCAACUCAACGCCCGAGCGAGGGAAAGCCGAAGUUGGCAAAUUGGAUUGUGCCGCCAGCUCUUUGCCGACUAUGCCAGCGGCCGAAGAGUCUGAGAAUGACAAGGACGCAGUUGUCAUGUGGAAGCUUGUUGCCAGCUCUUUGUCAACUAUGCAAGCGGGCUAUCUUUUCAUUGACGAUGAUAGAGAAUCUGACAUGUGGAAGCUUGCUGCUAGGUAUAUGUUAGAAGAACAACCACGUCAUGCGAGCGAGGGAACUUUGCCUGGAAUUGAUUUUAUAACCAUUGAAAAUGACAAGAGGACACUCAACGGGAUCAAGGUGGCUCCCUUGCAGCAGAUUAAGCGACUACUCUCUGGAAUACCUGAUGCCAACUGUGGCUUUUUUUAUACUUUCCCACCUACCAGAGGAAUAUCACGCUCUGCUUUCGUGCACUACAAUAUUCGCAGAAGAACAUACCCCUAUCUGGCGUGGUCAUGUCUUGUCUGA
Molecule: messenger RNA, 723 nt
Organism: Pseudogymnoascus destructans
Lineage: Eukaryota; Fungi; Ascomycota; Leotiomycetes; Thelebolales; Thelebolaceae
Exons: 1
Coding region: 1-723 (240 amino acids)
Source: RefSeq, a predicted model, not a curated record